AUGGCUUUUGAUAAUCAGAAAAUAUUUUCCCAAAUCAUAAACCCUUAUUAUUUUCUCCCAUUCUUCCGCGAAAUCUCCAUCUCCAAUCUGAUCGUCUUCCAUCUCCAAUCCAACCAUCUUCCGGCCUCGUCACCAUUCGCCCCUACUCCUGGCCGUCUGUUCACUCUGGUGUGGCCAUCUAUUCGCUCCGAUGUGUCCAUCGUUUUCGUCUUCUCCGGCGCUGCCAUUCGUGCCCGCCGUCACUUCCUCUGCUGGAUUCAAUAUUUAACAAAAACGUCUACAUGCUUGCAAGAGAUGAGUCUUGAAGAAGCGAUAGGAUACGUUGCAUCUGAUGAACUUAUUAAGGGAGAUAGAUCUCUUGCUAGUUCCUUAUUCCUCAUAUCCCAGCCUAAAAAUAAUCCAAAGGCCUCCCUUUUUACUAGCCAGCAAGAUUCCAAUAGCAUUGGAUAUGGCUGUUGAAUUUCGAUCCAGAGAUUCUGACCUAUGGAAGCACAUUUAUGCAGAUGAGUACAUGAAAUGUGAAGUGAUAGUGUGUUGUGAAUCUUUAAAAAAUGUCCUGAAUGUUCUGGCAGUUGGAGAAAAUGAGAAAAGGUUCCAAGCUACAUUCCUACUUAUUGAACCAAACAUCAUCAAAUAAUCAUAGUUCUUUCGUUUUUGUCAGUUGCAGUUUUUUUUUGUCGACUUUGACACUUGAACAAGUUUUUUUUUUUUUUUUUUUUUUUUUAUGAGGAUAUAUUAAGAAUCUUGCUUUUAAGGCUUCCUCUUUUCUCUCUCGCUUUAUUUAAAUGAUAGUAAAUGGUUCAAAUUAGUUUAUUACAACAAUGAUUUGUAUGUAGUUUCAUUUAUAAUGUCAAUAUAUCAAAAUUCUUGAUUAAUGUCAA
Molecule: messenger RNA, 881 nt
Organism: Cucumis sativus (cucumber)
Lineage: Eukaryota; Viridiplantae; Streptophyta; Magnoliopsida; Cucurbitales; Cucurbitaceae
Exons: 6
Coding region: 1-459 (152 amino acids)
Source: RefSeq, a predicted model, not a curated record